AUGGCCACCGACUACAAGACUCAGAUUGCUGACAGCCUGUUGGGGAAAACAGGAGAGUUCGACGCAUUCUUUAGACUCUACGACGAGCUCCUUAACAUUGGUUCAAGGAGCUUCGUAGUUCAGAUCAACAACCCAUCACAGCAGAACUCUCGGCCUGUUUCUCAUGACUCCAUCAUCAUAGCCGCAAAGGUUUUAAAAGCCCAAAGCUCCCUCAGCCUCAAGGACACCAAAGAGGCCAUCCAAAAACGUCUUUCAGCACAGAAGCUCUCCUCGCUUGAGGUAGACAUCGUCUUGAAAGUGGCUGUACAGCUGGCCUUUAUGGUCCACCCCAAUGUUUAUGACUCCCAUGGGCCCGCUUUCAGAAUCGGAUCUUAUCGGCCUGCGUCCUGGUUGUCAGAAGAGAGUUUCACUGACUUCGUCAGCAAGUCGUUCCCCCAUGUGUCUUCAACGAGGAUAUUGCGAGUCCAGGAUGUUCUUGCGGAAGAAAAGUCCCUCAAGGCCUGGAAGUUGAAAGAGCGAUUGGGCAUCAAAUUCCGACCGACCAACAAUUUGGCUGAGCAUCUUGUCUUCGACCCCGACAGCCAAAGUCUUUAUUUGUUUCACCACGCUGGAUAUCUCAAGGCCCAUCUGGACUUGUGGGAGCCCAAGAAGAACUCUAGAGACAUUGGAAUAGGAGAAGCCAUCGCUGAUGGAACAUUGAGCCCCCGGUUGCUAGCCGAGACUCUCCAUUCACUUCAGUCUAUUCUAUUCCGAUGGGGCGACGAAAAGUCCAAGGUCAUUCUCAACGAACUGAUUAAAAAACAGGGCUUUGACAGCUCUUGCGCUAUUCAUGAAGGAUACAGAAUGUUCAAAGAUGGUACCGGGGAUUUUGUUUACACCUUCUGGGGAGAGAGGCUCGCAAGCAUCCAUGACUUGAUGCGUGAGCGUCCUCCUCGGACAAAGUUCCAGAAGUGGAUCAAGUGGCAAACCACAGAAAGAAACUUCUUCCUUGUCGGCGGCCUUGCCUUGAUCAUUUCUGCUGUUGUUGGGAUAUUAAGUCUUGGUCUUUCUGGGUUUCAAGCAUACAUUGCGUGGCAGGCGUGGAAAGUCGCAAACCAACCACCUACCUAG
This is a messenger RNA of Podospora anserina S mat+, 1110 nucleotides long. RefSeq lists its product as uncharacterized. Bases 1 to 1110 code for a protein of 369 amino acids. The transcript is spliced from 2 exons. The record is from RefSeq and is a predicted model, not a curated record. NCBI's taxonomy places the organism in Eukaryota, Fungi, Ascomycota, Sordariomycetes, Sordariales, Podosporaceae.